GCGCCCUUCUUCGCCCAGGCCGGAGAGCUGCCGCGGCUUGAUGGCUGCUGACGCCGGCAUGAGGACCAACGGCGGAGGCACCUGCGGCCCGAGCGACUCGCCCUGCGACUUAAGCUACACGCUCCCCACCAUCUCCUCCAACAAGCUCCCGGACCUCCGCUUCAUCAGCCGGGGCGCCUAUGGCACCGUGUCCUCGGCGCGUCACGCCGACUGGCGGAUCCCAGUGGCUGUCAAGUGUCUGCAGGGCCCCCUGCUAGACAGUGAGAGAGACAAUCUUUUAAAAGAAGCUGGAAUUUUACACCAGGCAAGGUUCAGUUAUAUUCUGCCAAUUCUGGGAAUUUGCAAUGAACCUGAAUUUCUGGGCAUAGUCACGGAAUAUAUGCCAAAUGGGUCAUUGAGCGAACUUUUACAUGGCAAAAAUGUAUAUCCUGACCUUGCUUGGUCACUGAGGUUUCGAAUUCUCUAUGAAAUUGCCUUGGGAGUAAACUAUCUUCACAACAUGAGUCCUCCACUCCUACACCAUGAUUUGAAGACCCAGAAUAUUUUACUUGACAGUGAUUUUCAUGUUAAGAUUGCAGAUUUUGGCUUGUCAAAAUGGCGCAUGGUAUCCAUGUCAUUAUCUCGAGGUGAGAAAUCAAUGCCUGAAGGAGGAACCAUUAUCUACAUGCCGCCUGAAGAUUACGAUUGCAACCAAAAAACAUGUGCAAGCAUGAAGCAUGAUAUAUAUAGUUAUGCCAUUAUUAUGUGGGAAGUGAUGUCAAGAAAACAGCCAUUUGAAGAUGUUAUAAACCCCUUGCAGAUUAUGUAUAGCGUGUCACAAGGAAAGCGCCCGGACACAAGCGAAGAAUAUUUGUCACUUGAUAUUCCUUACCGACGGUUGAUGCUGUCAUUAAUGGGAUCUGGCUGGGCACAAAAUCCAAACGAAAGGCCGCUUUUUUCAAGAUGCUUAAUAGAGCUAGAACCUGUACUAAGAACCUUUGAUGAGAUACCUAUGCUUCAGGCAGUGAUAGAGUUAAAGAAAGCCAAGUCUCAGUACGAGUGGCGAUGUGCUCGCUUGUCUAGCAAUGUGUCCAGUGAUGAAUCGAUAUCUCUAAAUAUACCAGUACAUCCUAGUCUACAGGAGGAAUCCCAUGACUCUGCAUCCCAAAAUGAUAGACCCCGUCUACAAAGUGUUUUCCAGGAUAUGUCAAAACAGUGCAACGUCCUUUCGGAAGGUAGUGAUGACUCUUCAGGUGUGCCACACUCACUGGUUAGCUGCAUCUUGCUGCCUCCAAAUAUUCAACGUUCUGCAUCUCUACAGAACUCUUCCUCAUCCACCACAAAUAGUUCUAAUUCAUCAAAUUCAAUGCCGUGCAUGCUGCAGCCUUCAGGAUCUCAAUCAGAUUUUUUACUGAGGACCCUGCAACAACAGGAUGUGGCUGUAGCCCACCAGUGGAUCCAAACUAAAAGAGAGGAAAUCGUCAGCCAGAUGACUGAGGCUUGUCUUAACCAGACUUUGGAUGCCCUCCUUUCACGGGAUUUAAUCAUGAAAGAGGAUUAUGAACUUAUCAGCACCAAACCUACAAGGACCUCAAAAGUCAGGCAACUGCUUGAUACUACUGAUAGCCAAGGAGAGGAAGUUGCUAGGGUUAUAGUGCAAAAACUGAAAGACAAUAAACAGCUGGGACUUCAGCCGUAUCCCAAUAUAUCUCUUGUGCAUAGGCCCACAUCUUUGAAUUGAUAAACACCAGCAUAAAGAACUUGCAGUGUUUUCUUAAAAGUUGGAUUCUUGUUUCUCAGAUGUCACUUUAUAAUAGCCUUUCCCAGCCUGGUGCCUUCCAGAUGUUGUGGACUACAGUAUUCCUGAUUAUUUCCCAUGCUGGCUGGGGCUGAUGGAAGCUGAAGUCCAAAACAUCUGGAAAGAACCAAGUUGAGGAAGCAUGCUCAAGACUGGAGUUCGGAGUUGGGUCGGUGGGUGGGGGGUUCUGGUAAGUGAAAGUAUUAGGUGACAUCUUUGUCAUUUUAAAAGUUUUAUAUACUAUUUUUUACACCCCACCCUUGGAGUUUCCUCCAUUGAUGGAUACACAUGUAUUUUGUGGAUCUAUGAAAAUAAGGACAAUAUAAAAUACUAUGGAAAAUAUGUGUGGCUUAACUGUCUUUAUAUGCCAUCUCUCUUGUCAGUCAGAACUUUCUUGGAGAAAAAAGAACAAGGCUAACUUCUUUAGCAUGUUGGUGGGAUUGCUGUAAAGCAGUGGUUUUCAGGCCCUUCUCCCUGAAGUGGAAUGCUUUCUGCUUCGACUUGUUCUGCUAUGGGAGCCACUGCCCAUCUGCACCCACAUUUCUGGGCAUUGCAAGAGAUUAUCAAGCAUGUUCAGAAGUACAUGGUUGGUUCAUGUGGAGCAAUGACUAGAGCUAUUGGACCAUUGGGAACACAUCUUGGAAUACAUCCCCCAUUCCUCUGUGGCUCUGUAAUGUAAGAAGAGAUCAGGAAUUGUGGGUAAGCUGUCUUUCAAGGAAGCUCGCCUGAUAUAAGUGAUCUUUUCCCUGAAGAACCUCAUAUAAAUAUCUAAGAAACACCAACAUUGACCAAUACAUAAUAUGAAAACCAUUACUCAAAAACAGAUGCUGAACUUCAGGACUCAAUUGUUUUGUGGAUCCCGGCUUUGAUGCAGUUUCCCCCUGCUCUAAAAGGCCAAAAUGCCUCUCUUCAGGCUUAGUGCAUUCUUUACUUUAAGGUGUAUUAUGUUGCUUACCUGGAGUAUUUGUGCUUCCUGCUUUUUGGUGUGAUUG
Messenger RNA from Elgaria multicarinata webbii, 2769 nucleotides. RefSeq names its product receptor interacting serine/threonine kinase 2 (gene RIPK2). Bases 41 to 1720 code for a protein of 559 amino acids. NCBI's taxonomy places the organism in Eukaryota, Metazoa, Chordata, Lepidosauria, Squamata, Anguidae. Gene Ontology annotation, cellular component: cytoplasm. The record is from RefSeq and is a predicted model, not a curated record. Gene Ontology annotation, biological process: regulation of apoptotic process; signal transduction; protein phosphorylation. Gene Ontology annotation, molecular function: ATP binding; protein kinase activity. The transcript is spliced from 11 exons.